AUGCAGUUCGGUAUACUGCUUACAACCUUUGUUGCAACGGCAACAGCGCUUCGGGUUCGCAGACAUAAGGUUGCCCACAAGAGCCUGCAAGAAGCAUCAAUCGAGUGUAAUAAAUAUAACGUUCACGGGGAUUGCCUGGCACGUUGCGUAACAUUGCUAACACGUGACUGGUACGAUUCUUCCAACGGAAUAUCACCAGUGUACAGUCGCUUUUUCCAACCGGGUACGCAUGACCGCUGCGGUAUCGAUCGGACCCAAAAAUGCCUUCAGGCUAGAGUACCCACGACCACCUCGCUGGAUACAUGCUAUCGGGCAACAGCAUCGGUGCAGUGCUAUAUGGAUCAGUACGGCGAGGUCAACGUGACCACUCCACAGUUCAUCCGGUUCACCAUCCUACAAGAUGCGCGACUUGUGUACGAGUGUGCUACCAUGUUGGGAUACUCAUCGCCAGAGCAGUUGAAUGCCUUAUUGAAUGACAAGGAAUUUCUCCGUCUGGAAACGCGUUGUGUGAUGCGCUGUUUCAUGAUCCGAUCGGGACUUUACAGCGACUCGGAAGGUCUCAACAUGGCACGGUACUAUGUUCAAUGCGGGGGAUACGAAGAUAAUUUCUAUGAGCGGGUAGCUCAGUGCUCUGUCAAAUUACGCCAAGAAAUUCCCUGUGAGGACAAAUGCACGCUAUCUCAACGGCUGGCUACCGAAUGCAUUGGAGUGGAUUACGCAACAUCCACAAUAAUGCAACAGCAAGGUGACACACUCAAUAGCGUUGUUGCUGCACAAGGGAGUAAAGUUUAUAUGGUUAAUGACCAGAACGCGAACUCGAAUGUCUCUUAUCAUGUGAUGAGCAGUGGCGAUUCGACGAAGAUUGGAAACAAGGACUCCAGCUCCAAAUUUGGAGGAAACGAUUUAGAGGUUUUCAUGCAGUCUAUUACGAAUAGACGAUAA
This is a messenger RNA of Armigeres subalbatus, 942 nucleotides long. RefSeq names its product general odorant-binding protein 45-like. The record is from RefSeq and is a predicted model, not a curated record. Gene Ontology annotation, molecular function: odorant binding. The coding region runs from base 1 to 942 and encodes 313 amino acids. The transcript has 2 exons. Gene Ontology annotation, biological process: sensory perception of smell. NCBI's taxonomy places the organism in Eukaryota, Metazoa, Arthropoda, Insecta, Diptera, Culicidae.